Molecule: messenger RNA, 3939 nt
Organism: Colossoma macropomum (tambaqui)
Lineage: Eukaryota; Metazoa; Chordata; Actinopteri; Characiformes; Serrasalmidae
Gene: tmc6b
Product: transmembrane channel-like 6b
Exons: 21
Coding region: 227-2695 (822 amino acids)
Cellular component (GO): plasma membrane
Molecular function (GO): mechanosensitive monoatomic ion channel activity
Source: RefSeq, a predicted model, not a curated record
AAGCCUAAGAUAAGCACAGAUCUCAUGUGGUAGCAAAUGAAGUCUUUGUUUACAUGCUCGGCCUGGAAGUGUGUCCACUAAAGUGGGAGAUGGCUGGAUUUUCUGGAGCUUCAUGAACAGGCUUGGUUAAACAGAAUGACAGGAGGAGGGAGUGAAGGAGAAGCGUUUAGCCCUUUCGUGAUGUUGGUCUUUAAUUGAUAGGCUCUCUGACAGGACCCUCAGGCUGAUGAUGGCGGCCCAUAGCGUGAGUUUCGAUGCAGAUGCCCACUUCAUGGAGGCAGGAAUUGAGAGUCCUUUGGAUGAAGACCGGGUUCAUGACUCCUUCACCCAGUUGAUUGAGGAACAGAGUCAAGACCUGAACCCCCAGGUCAUGGAAAUGAGCUCUAUGGAUCUAGAGGAAGAGACCAGAGAUGAUGUUCCGUCUCUGAGUGGUGCAGGCAGUUGUGUAGGUGUUUGUGAGGAUGAAGGGGACACAGACCCGCUAAUGGAGCCCUGCUGGUCUACGGCCACUCUCAGAGUGCUCUCCUCCAUGCCCAGCCGCACCAUCGGACGCAGCCGUGGUGCAAUCCUCUCGCAGUAUUAUAACCGCACCAUGCAGCUGUGCAGGCGCAGACAGAGCAGACCGUCCGUCCACUCCUUCUCGCGCUCCGCCCGGCCAAGCAUCUGUGGCUACCGCGUGGAGACGGACCCUGUCAACUUCGAUAGGGAAGAGAAUAAGAGGGAACGUCUAGUGAAUAACUUGCAGAACCUGUCUGAGAGUGAUCGCGUACGCAUGCUGAAAGCCAUCCCACUGAAUCUGGGAGAGAAGCGGGAACUCAGGCGUUUGGCCUUGAAUAAAACUGGCCGUUCCCUCUCCCUCAGCGAGAUCCCCUGCUGCAGCCAGCUCAAAUAUUACAUCAUCAUUGCUUUUAGACAGAGCUGGUAUGCCUGGCUCUCCUUCCUUUCCUCACUGCAGUUGUGGCAGACAGCUCUGAAGACAGUGAGUGGCCGCUUUGGAACGGGCGUCCUCUCCUACUUCGUCUUCCUCAGGACUCUCCUCUUCUUCAACUUUUUUCUGCUCCUGGUGCUAGGCCUGUUUCUGGUGGUCCCCCAGGCAGUGCGGCCUCCUACGCCGUUAUCUUCAGACCCCUUCUACGGCCUUGAGCUACUCACCGGGGCGGGCUACUUCACAGACUCUUUGAUGUACUAUGGCUAUUAUAGUAACUAUACCCUAACAAAGACCUGUGGCAACACAGGUGGCCAGUCUUCCUGUGGCUUCCAUUUAUCCUAUAACAUGCCUCUGGCCUACUUCUUUACCAUUGGAAUGGCUUUCUUCAUCACCUGCAUUAUCCUUGUCUACAGCAUGUCUAAGUCGUUUGGGCAGAGUUUCCGUAUUGACCGGUCCAAAGGUCUGCUGGCCAUGAAGGUCUUCUGUUCCUGGGACUUCAAAGUCACCAAGAAAUCCUCAGUCAGACUUCAAUAUGAGAACAUCUCCACUCAACUCAAAGAGUUGGUUGCGGAGGUAACCCGUAAGGAGGUGAAGUCUUCAUGGUGGCAGCGUCUGGCGACUGUGUCCAUUCAGAUACUGGCCUGGACCAUAUGUAUCGGCAGCACUGCUGCAUGCGCCUGUGCCGUCUACUACUUCUCAGAGCACAUGCAUAAGGACCUGCAGGACCGUGUUCGCUCCUCCUCAAACACUCCAGAGAGUCUCCUGCUGAAGGAGGCAAGCCUGCUUGCGCUCCCGGUGGCCGUGUCCUCCAUUAAUCUGCUUAUUCCCGGCUUUUUCAACACUGUGGCAUGGAUGGAAGAGUACGAUUCCCCCAGCAAACGCAACUAUGUUGCCAUCUUCAGGAACCUGAUGCUGAAGGUAAGCGUGCUUGGAGUGCUGUGUUACCACUGGUUGGGCCGGGUGGCUGCGGACCCAGGGAGUGUGAGCCUAAAGUGCUGGGAGAGUUUUGUGGGACAGGAGUUAUAUCGGUUUCUGCUGAUGGACUUCAUCUUCACAAUGCUGGACACUUUCUUUGGGGAGUUCCUGUGGAGGUUGUUCUCACAGAAGGUCCUGAAAAAGGAAAGGAAGCCUGUGUUCGAUAUUGCGCGGAAUGUUCUGGAGCUCAUCUAUGGGCAAACGUUAGCUUGGUUGGGCGUGCUGUUCACUCCUCUCCUGCCUGUAGUGCAGGUCAUCAAGCUGCUCCUCCUUUUCUACAUGAAGAAGACGAGUCUGAUGAUGAACUGUCAGGCUCCUAGGAAGCCGUGGAGGGCAAGCCAGAUGACCACCUUCUUCAUCACCCUCCUCUGCUUCCCCUCUUUCUUGGGAGCAGCAGUCUGUGUCACCUACACCAUGUGGACGAUAAAGCCGUCUGAGAGCUGCGGCCCGUUCCGUGGCCUGAACACCAUGUUCCAGGCCGGGAAGAUAUGGGUGGAACAGCUGGCUGAGAGCGACCAACAGUUCAGAUGGCUUCUCUUGGCUCAUAAAUAUCUGGUGGAGAACCCUUUCUUCCUCUUCCUUGCUGCUGGCAUCUUCCUAAUCGUGAUAUACUUCCACAGCCAAGUGGUAGAUGGACAGAGGAAGAUUAUUGAGCUGCUGCAGGAGCAGAUUGAAAAUGAGGGGGAGGACAAGAAGUUUUUGAUCACUAGACUACAAGACAUCCAUGAACAGAGGCGUCCACUUUCUUCUCGUCGGGUCAGGGGAGCCAGUGAGGAAUCCAGUUUCUCGUGACUUCUCCCAGGCUGCUGUGUGCAGUUGCAGCUUGAGCAGAGUCGCCACUCCUACAGAAGUUUUUCUACAGCCUCUACCAGGAUUUGGCACUGAGGAAUAACUGCAUUUAUUCAUCUCUCAAGGAAAACCACUGGACUGCCUUGAGAUCUUUCUACAAGGAUCUUUCCACUGAACUCUACAGAAGCAGCUUGUGUUCUUCUGAAAGUGGAGCGCUUUUAAAAAACUUUCUGACCAAGGAAUCUUGCAGAGACUUGCACAUUUAUAUCAAGUUUUUUUUAAAGGAUGCUAUUAAGCUUUUAAAAGGAAGAGCAGGGUAGGAAACAAAUGGUUUUGGGGGAAAUUGCCCUGAACAUCUGCACCUGACACCAAACCACUCAAAACACCUGUAUCUUUUGAAUUUAGAAUCUGUGAGAAUCUUCUAUUUAUGUAUUGUUUAUAUUAUUAUUAAGGCGCAUUUUUGUUUUCUGUCCAACAGAUGCAACUCCUCACAUUCAUACUGUGAAACAAGGACUAUAUUUAAGAUCUUUAGUGUAAUGUAACACAAAAUAAUGUACAGUACUUCAUUCUCAUGCAUAGCAGGGGAGAACCACUGAUCAAAAAGCCAUCACCACUUUAGGUUGGGACCGUAGUGUUUAUAUAGUGUAAGAUUUUAUAGUACGUGUUUUUUAUUACUUAUUUUAUUACAAAUAAAUUUCAAAAUUGAAAAUAGGGUUAUGCUGCAGAAUGCUCUAAAGAGGACAUGUGACAAAAGACUGGAAGAAAACAUUUUUCGCACCUUGAUUAUAAUGUACCUUUAAGGUUUGCUACAAAGACAUGCAGUCAAAAACAGCAAGGAAAGUGUCAAAAGAUAUGUACACUUUACAAAGAAUCUCAUCUCUGUUCCUCAUAAAUAUGCUUUACAUAUUAAAUUAAAUAGAUAACAGUAUAGCUUAGAUUUAUCAUCUGUUCAGAAAUGAAAAUAUGACAAGGCUGAUUCUCUGUUCUCUGAGAAUAACAUACAUGUUUCUGUAAAAUGCAUCUUACAUACUGUAAAACAACAUAUAUAAUAUGUUAAUAAUAUGUCAACCCUGUGAACUUGUCUCAUUCUGCCCUGAGGGUUGAAUGUAAGUGAGAUUUGUGACUGCACUGGCCAAAGUUCCUGCUGGAAUUCACGGACUGGUUCACAGUUAGGAGACCUGGCCCGGCAACUUCUGUAAAGCUGUUAAAAGUGCUGCACAAAAAUACAGCUGAACUGAAAACUGAAA